Molecule: messenger RNA, 4517 nt
Organism: Ruditapes philippinarum (Manila clam)
Lineage: Eukaryota; Metazoa; Mollusca; Bivalvia; Venerida; Veneridae
Product: ATP-binding cassette sub-family B member 6-like
Exons: 19
Coding region: 219-2777 (852 amino acids)
Biological process (GO): transmembrane transport; heme transport
Cellular component (GO): membrane
Molecular function (GO): ATP binding; ATP hydrolysis activity; ABC-type heme transporter activity
Source: RefSeq, a predicted model, not a curated record
CUUACUUAUGUUUUUUGAACAUUUGUUUUAUAAUCAGAGGUUAUAAUUGAAUUGCAGUUUAAAACAAAUUAUUUUGAUAACUUGCAUAUCACAGAUGUCUCAAACACUUUAAAUGUGAUUUGUAAUGCAGAUAUAGAAAGAGAGACAUUAGCCAGCUUUGGCAUGAAUGGCUUUGGAAGUUUGUUGAAGUAUUAAGUGAAAAUCUGUAAAGGGACAAUAUGGAGUUUUGUACAAACGGCACAGAAUUCACUGAAGUGUGGAUUGAUGAGGGGCUUAACCAGUGCUUCUUGAAUACAAUAACAUCAUCAAUUCUGUUCCUUUUCAUCUUUGUUUUUGGCUGCGUUCAAUGCUCCAUGUAUAGGAAAUACGCGACCAAAAUCGACAAGAAGUAUGUUAACUCCAAUUUUGGUUCAGUGGUGCAGAUCUUUUUGACGGUACUUCUUGUACUGGAGUCGCUGUCUCACAUUGUGACGAAAGAUUUGUUGAAAGAGAAUGGAGGAGUUGUGGGCGUGGACAUUCUUACAUUUCUUUGUUUGUUUAUUGCGUGGUCAAGUUCUUUGAAAGUUUUGUCAUUAGAACGAAAACAGAUGUUACCUACAAUUCCGACAAGGGGACAUGGUUUACUCCUUCUUGUGUUUUGGACCUUGGCAUUCCUCAGAGAAAACCUAGCUUUCAUCAGCUGGUGGAGUCAUUCAUGGUUCUGGUAUUUUGACAGUGCCUCUGAUCAUGCUGAGUUUAUACUGUGGGUUGUAAGAUAUUCAUGUACCACACUUUUGUUCUUGCUUGGCCUAAAAGCUCCAGGAUUACCUAUCCAUGGUUACAGAGCCCUGCAGUCAGAAGAUGAUGACAAAAAGGGAGAUAAAUCUGGUAGACAUGAAGGUUCAACAUGGAGUAAUGUUUUGAGCAAGUUAAAGAUGAUGGCACCGUAUGUAUGGCCUAAAGGAAGCUGGUGGAGACAGUUAAUUGUGCUAGGGUGUCUCCUGAUACUAGGGGCUGGGCGUGGAAUCAAUGUGUUUGUUCCUAUUUAUAACAAAUAUAUAGUGAACAGUUUAACCUAUGACCAGAAGACAACUGUUGAUGGCAUGCUGGGAGUGAAGGUACCGGAGUUUAGAUGGGACUUUAUCUGUAUAUAUAGUGCUCUUCUUUUCUUUAAAGGAAGCAGUGGAGGAGGUUCUGGAUUUCUUAACAACAUGCGAACAUUUCUAUGGAUCCCUGUACAACAGUAUACAACACGUAGAGUUCAAGUCAAACUGUUUGGCCAUUUACAUAGCCUAUCAUUGAGUUGGCAUCUUAAGAGAAAGACUGGUGAGAUAUUGAGAGUUGUUGACAGAGGAACAAACAGUAUUAAUAAUCUUCUUAAUUAUGUAGUGUUUCAGAUAUUACCAACUAUAGUAGAUAUAUUAAUAGCCGUUGUAUACUUCAUCACAGCAUUUAACUAUAUAUUUGGACUGGUUGUGUUUCUUGCCAUGGCUCUUUACCUUGCGGUGACUAUAUGGGUUACAGAGUGGAGGACAAAAUACAGGCGAGAAAUGAAUCUUCUUGAUAAUGAAACUAAUUCAAAAGCAGUUGAUUCUCUUCUAAAUUUUGAAACUGUAAAGUACUAUGGAGCUUCAGAUUUUGAAGUGGACAGAUACAAUAAAGCUAUUCUAAAAUAUCAGAAAGCUGAAUGGAAAGCCACUGCCUCUCUGAACCUUCUCAACACGGCACAGAAUGUGGUCAUUACUGGUGGGGUUCUGGCUGGCUCCCUGCUCUGUGCCUGGGCUGUGGUCCAUAGCCUGAAUGGUUUACAUCUUACUGUUGGAGACUAUGUGCUGUUUGGGACAUACAUUAUACAGUUAUAUGGACCUCUGAAUUGGUUAGGAACUUAUUACAGAAUGAUCCAGCAAGCAUUUAUAGAUAUGGAAAAUAUGUUUGAAUUACUGGAUGUUGGUCUAGAGGUUGUUGAUGUGCCAGAUGCCAAAGAUCUACAAAUACAGUCUGGACAGAUAGAAUUCAAGAAUGUAGAAUUCAAAUAUGAGCCCACGAAAGAUAUACUGAAAAACAUUUCAUUCUCUGUGCCACCAGGACAAACAUUUGCUUUGGUUGGUCACUCUGGAAGUGGUAAAAGUACAAUUAUUCGACUGUUGUUCAGAUUUUAUGAUGUACAGGCGGGUACUAUAUGCAUAGAUGGUCAAGACAUAUCAAAGGUAAAACAGGAGUCGUUAAGAAAGUGUAUUGGAGUGGUUCCCCAAGAUACAGUAUUAUUUAACAAUGAUAUAAUGUAUAACAUACGUUAUGGCCGGGUCACAGCCUCGGACGAGGAAGUGGAAGGUGCUGCCGACGCUGCAGAUAUUCAUAGUAGAAUAUUAACUUUUCCAUCAAAAUAUGAGACAGUGGUAGGAGAGAGGGGAUUGAAGUUGAGUGGAGGAGAAAAGCAAAGAGUGGCAAUAGCUAGAACUUUACUGAAAGCACCUGCAAUAGUAUUACUAGAUGAGGCUACCUCAGCAUUGGAUACAAAAACAGAACGUAACAUUCAGACAUCCCUGGCUAGAGUGUGUGAGAACAGAACUACCAUAAUAGUGGCACAUCGUCUUUCAACAAUUAUACAUGCAGAUACUAUAUUGGUUCUUGAUGAGGGAGAAAUAGUGGAGAGAGGAACGCAUGAUGAGCUUCUAGUCAAGCAGGGACCUUACUAUGAAAUGUGGCAACAACAGCAGACAAAACUAGAGGAGGCUGAAGACGAUAAUUCUUUAAACAAUGAAACAGUAUCUGUAGAUAUUGAACAGACUAAAACUUAAACAAUUUAGUUAGUUUAGGAUUUAUCAAUUUAUGUUGUCCGCAAUUCCUGCCUAAAAAAAUAAAUUGUAAUUUUUCAACAGUUUAGCCUAGUGGCUUUGUUUACUGUCCUGCCCUCUGAUAAAUGUUGUGUUUUCAGUAGAGGAAAACUUAGUUUAUAAAUAUAAAGCUCUUUCUUCACUCAACAGUCUUGAAAUAUUUUUGUCUCGUCAGUUUUUUUUCUUAAAAAUGACUGGUUUUAUGGACAAGUCCAUUUAAGACGCCUAGUAUGGUAAGAGUUAAAGAAUUGAAUUGUAUCAAUUAAAGUUAGUGACAAAUUACUUUAAAUAAAAGCAGGAUACCUUUGUCUGUAAGCAGAUUUUUAUUGAUUCACUUUAUUAUAUAUGAUGAAAUUGUACCAUAUUUUUACAUAAACAUGCAAGCUAUAUUGUUUUCACAGUAUUUGUAACGAUGUAUUUACAUUCAGAUCUAGUUUUUGUUGUUUCUAUAGUAUUCUGUUUAACAAUUUUUAUGGUUUUGAAAACAUAUCAGUCUCCUUGUUUCAUUUAAAGUGACAUUAUGCUCAUUUAAUAGUCAAGUUAAGCUGAACUGACUUUAUAUUUCAAAAGAUUGACUGUUAAAAUGGUGAUUGACCAACAGUUCAUAUUGGAAAAUAUUUAGGAUAAAAUUUAAAAGCUGCCUAAAAUAUAAAAAGACUGCCCCACUCUUUUUAUGAAGUGAACAUUACAGGUGAAUUCUAAUGGAUAUUUACGAAAAAUUUGUUUGGAUCCAUGCAUUGUUUAUUGUUAAUUUGAAAUAAUUGUUUUUAUUAAAAGGAAUUGUGGCAAAAUGAAAACUUAUUUUGACUUUCACCUGUUCAAUCAUUUAUACACUUGGAUUGGCAUAAUUUCACUUUAACAAGUACCUUUCAAAUUUAUAUAAAAUCUUGAAAUCUUAAAAACUGUGAAAUAAUGAUGUUUAAAUAUAGUAAAAUAUUACCAUGAAAUGAUAAUGUUUAAAUAUAAUAGUGAAAUAUGACCAUGAAAUAAUCAUGUUUAAAUAUAGUGAAAUAUGACCGUGAAAUAAUCAUGUUUAAAUACAGUGAAAUAUGACCGUGAAAUAAUCAUGUUUAAAUAUAGUGAAAUAUGACCGUGAAAUAAUCAUGUUUAAAUAUAGUGAAAUAUGCCCGUGAAAUAAUCAUGUUUAAAUACAUGUAUAGUGAAAUAUGACCGUGAAUCCUUACUAAGCAUCCUUUGCUGAGUGGUUAAGGUUGUUUACAUUAAAACAACUGGCACCUCAGCACUGUAGGUUCAAAUCUCUACAGGGACUGUGGAUUCUUUAAUGUUAGGAAGCUAUCAAGUUAGCUGGCUCUACUCAGGUUCUUGUUUGUGUCUGAAAUAAAACACAGAUAGACACCAGAGGUCUUCCUCCACCAGUAAAGCUGGAAAGUCACCAUAUGACCUUUUUCAUGUGAUGUAAAACCCAAUUAAAAAAUCCCUCGCUAACAAUUAUUACACUCGUCACAUACGAGAUAUGGUACAGAUUUAUUCGAACAAAAUUACUUAAUAAUACCAGAGGUCUGUGUGACGGAGGUUGUGAUCUUUAAAUCAUGAUCAUCUCAUUGAGUCCCUGCAUAGACUGAGACCACAAACAUAUUCAUGUGAGACUCGGAUAUACACCUCUGUUUGUUUUCAACAAGUUGCACCUGAAAGAAUUGUGAUUUUUUUUUUGUUAUUUUUAUCUUGAAGAUGUUGACAUAUACU